ACGUUUUAUUUAACGGUCACUUAAAUAAAACAUUUUAUCGAACAUCUUGCAAGGCUGACGGCUCGCACAGAUAAUGAUUUGCAGGAACAUAGCCGUAGCUUCUUGUACACCACGCGACCGCAGCUUCUUCUUGGACCUCCUAAAAAAGGCCACAACUCUCUCCCACCUCUCCCAAACCCACGCCCAGAUCAUCCUCCACGGCCUCCACCAAGACCUCGCCACUCUCACCAAACUCAUUCACAAGCUCUCCGACUUCAAGGCCAUCCACCACGCGCAUCGCCUCUUUCUCUCCACCCGAAAACCAGACCUUUUCCUCUUCAACGUCCUCAUCAAAGGCUUCGCCACCAAUAACUCUCCUCUAUCUGCGAUUUCGCUCUAUACCCAUCUGAGAACCAGGACUAAUCUUAAGCCUGAUAAGUUUACAUACGCCUUUGCGAUAUGGGCCGCCAUGGGUCACGAGUCCGAGAGGUUUGGGAUUUUGUUGCACUCAAAUGCUAUUGUGGAUGGAUUCGGCUUCGAUCUGUUUGUUGGAUCUGUGGUGGUUGACUUUUACUUCAAGUUUUCGCGGGUAGAAAUGGCAAGAAAGGUGUUUGAUUUGAUGCCGGAGAGGGACACUGUUCUGUGGAAUACAAUGGUAUCCGGGUUGGUGAGGAACUGUUGUUUUAACGAUUCAAUAGAAGUUUUUCGGAACCUGGUUAAGGGAGGUGUGGAAUUGGAUUCUACAACUGUGUCUACUGUGCUUCCAGCUGCAGCAGAGUUGCAGGACUUGGAAGUUGGGAUGGGCAUUCAGUGUUUGGCUCUAAAAGUCGGGUUUGGUUGUGAUGUGUUUGUGAUUACGGGUUUGAUUUCGUUAUAUUCAAAAUUUGGGGAGAUUGACACGGUGAGGUGGUUGUUUGAGCAGAUUGAUCGACCAGAUUUGGUAUCUUAUAAUUCGAUGAUUUCUGGGUAUACUUACAAUGGUGAGUCUGAAUCUUCGGUGAGGCUAUUUGUGGAUCUGCUUGCUUCUGGGCAGAAAGUCAAUUCAAGCACAUUGGUGGGGUUGAUUCCUGUGCAUUCCCCCUUCGGGCAUCUGCAGCUCACUUGUUGUAUUCAUGGUUUCUGUGUUAAGUCUGGUGUUGUUUCACAUGCUUCUGUUUCAACUGCUUUAACUACUGUUUAUAGUAGGCUAAAUGAAAUUGAAACAGCGCGGCUACUUUUUGAUGAAACUCCAGAGAAAAGUUUGGCAUCUUGGAAUGCCAUGAUAUCUGGUUAUACCCAAAAUGGGUUAACGGAGAUGGCAAUUUCUCUUUUCUGGGAAAUGAUGCUUGAAGUCCGUCCAAAUCCUGUAACAAUUACAAGUAUUCUUUCAGCUUGUGCUCAACUUGGAGCGUUGAGUCUUGGCAAAUGGGUUCACAAUCUGAUUAAAAGCGAGAAUCUUGAGUCUAACGUAUAUGUCUCAACUGCUCUAAUUGACAUGUAUGCAAAGUGUGGGAGCAUUGUGGAGGCUCGGCAAUUAUUUGACUUGAUGAAAGAUAAAAAUUCGGUCACUUGGAAUGCCAUUAUUUCUGGUUAUGGCCUCCACGGACAUGGGAAUGAAGCACUAAGACUCUUCAAUGAGAUGCUGCAUUCUGGGGUUCCUCCUACUGGGGUUACAUUUCUCUCUGUGUUGUAUGCUUGUAGCCAUGCCGGCUUGGUGAGGAAAGGAAACGAAAUUUUCCAUUCUAUGGUCCAUGAUCAUGGAUUCCAACCAUUACCUGAGCAUUAUGCCUGCAUGGUUGACAUCCUUGGUCGGGCUGGACAAUUAACUGAGGCCUUGAAAUUUAUAGAAAAAAUGCCAGUUGAGCCAGGUCCUAUUGUCUGGGGUGCAUUACUUGGUGCUUGCAUGAUUCACAAAGACACAAACCUAGCCCGUGUGGCUUCUGAAAGACUAUUUGAAUUGGACCCAGCAAAUGUUGGAUAUCAUGUCUUGCUUUCUAAUAUUUACUCAGCUGACAAGAAUUUUCUAAAGGCUGCUACAGUACGACAAGUAGUUAAGAAAAGAAGGUUGGCAAAGACCCCUGGGUGCACUCUAAUUGAAGUUGGUGGGACUCCACAUGUCUUUACCUCUGGUGAUCUGUUCCAUCCGCAAGCAACAGCAAUCUACAAAAUGCUAGAGAAGUUGACUGGAAAGAUGAGGGAGGCUGGAUUUCAGUCACAGACUCUCACUGCUUUGCAUGACGUGGAGGAGGAAGAGAAGGAGCUAAUGGUCAAGGUUCACAGUGAGAAGUUAGCCAUUGCAUUUGGCCUCAUUGCCACUGAACCUGAAACUGAAAUCAGAAUCAUUAAGAAUCUCCGAGUUUGUUUAGAUUGUCAUAAUGCAACUAAAUUUAUAUCCAAAAUUACAAAGAGAAUUAUAGUGGUUAGAGAUGCGAAUAGAUUUCAUCAUUUCAAGGACGGCAUCUGUUCAUGUGGAGAUUAUUGGUGAAAAUAUUGUUUUCUACACUGAUCAGGUAUGUGGGUAACUUUCCAGUUUCAUACUCUAUAUAACGGAAGAAACUAGGCCCCAUCCAAAGAGGCAUCAUGAUGGCAUUUCACACCAGUUUGCUAGGAUGAUCAAAAGAGUUCUGCCCAAAAAUGUUUUUAAAUUUUGUUUUCAUAUUUGAAUGCUAUUUUUAUUUUUAAUGUGGGAGGUAAAAAGUGAAUAUAAAUAUGAAAUGUGAGCAAUUGCCUUGUAGCAAAGCAUAAUGAAGACUAAUAUUGCUUCAAGUCAACUCUUCUCAUUAAUUAAACUUUUAAGCUCUUUCAACAUUAUGUUUAUUUUUAUCCUUAUAUUUGGAUUCAUCUGAUUUUUCAAUAUUAAUCUUAAGCCAGUUUUUUUCUCUUCAAUUUUCAAGCUCCAUCAGAAUAUUGCUGGACUAAUCAGGUUAUUUUUCUUGUCAUGCUGUUGGGUUCAAUUUCAUGCUAUUGGGAUUCUACAAAUUCAAAACCUUGUGAUAAUUUUUUCAUUUCAGUGCGAGAAGGAACUUUUUUUUUCUCUUUACAAUUGAAAUAGGUUAGCUUCUCUUAAUAUCUUGUGGGAAACAUAGUUCACAUUCACAAUAGAUGAUUUUACACAUGUCAAGGUUUUGUGCGAACUUUUAUUUGGAUGUGCCUGUGUUUUAUUUGAUUAAGGAGAUGAGAUUGAUGUUUAUUGCACUUUUCUCUGCUUCCUUUUCUUUCUUAGAUGUUCCUGAAUAAAGCUUCGCAGCCAGGGACAAUGAAGGCAGUACAAUUCUGUUUUGGAGAAAGCAAAGAAGGUCCCUUGGUUUUUAAUACAAAUGGAUAAAAGAAGUUACUGAUAAAAGAAAUUACUUGUGAAUAAAUUUGCAACGUUUGGCAAAAGCAUUAUAAGCAACAUUGUCUUUCCUUCACUCUCAAAACUGGGUACCUAGCAUAUAUACUGCAGAAAAGAUUUCACUCUUACUUUAUUCGAUCCUCUGCAUCUCUCCUUUGUUGGUUCAUACACUACACUAACGAAAGAAGAUUGUUGUGUAUCUUCUAGUAGCUCAGAUCUUAGCAGUUAAUUCCACAUUGCUUGGUGGCAGGUCCCUUGGUUUUUAAUACAAAUGGAUCAAUGCGGACCCAAAGCAAGGAGAAAAUGGAAGCCAAAAGGAUUGACCAUAUGACAACAAUGGUCGGUGUUCGGUUCUGCCGCCCCAUCAAACCUUUAAGGAAUGGAUAGAGAUGGACAAUCACCCAGAAGGAAAAGAAGAGCUUGCCAAAUAGAGGGCCCCAUGAUUCGUAUCCAUUGUUUAUGGCAUCUGAGAUCCCAGCAACGACUCCAACAAGGUUGAUGAUUAAGAUGGUGGUCGGAGGGAUUAGAAGCGUUGUCCAUUUAAAGGUGUAUAAUUCUCCAAAAUCCUCAUCGUCUGAUGCCUUGGAUGUGACAGUGAAGUUAGUAUCAAUUCCAGCCAAAACCUUCAGCAGGCCUUGCACAACGGCAAAGAGAUGUGCUGAGACACCUCCAAUGACCCAAAAUUGCUCAUUUCUCCACCAUUCCUCAAUGGUGACUCCGCUCCAUCUCAGCUCAAGAAUACCAGUAGCAAAGAUUGAGAUGAACAGGGCAAUGAAGUAGAGACUUGCAAAAGUGCUUAUCUGGUUUCAUGUAUAUAUUGAGAAUAAUAUCAUUAGUGGGCACAGAAAAAACAUUUAGAACUCACACUGGAAGCUAUAAACGCUUUAUUAAACAGUUUCUCCAACUUUCAUAUGAUUGGAAUAUGUUAAAAUACAAAUUGGCAUAUGCAAAUUCUGAUCU
Messenger RNA from Carya illinoinensis, 4252 nucleotides. Its product is annotated as pentatricopeptide repeat-containing protein At4g30700. The record is from RefSeq and is a predicted model, not a curated record. The transcript has 2 exons. NCBI's taxonomy places the organism in Eukaryota, Viridiplantae, Streptophyta, Magnoliopsida, Fagales, Juglandaceae. Gene Ontology annotation, biological process: RNA modification. Gene Ontology annotation, molecular function: protein binding; RNA binding; zinc ion binding. The coding region runs from base 74 to 2443 and encodes 789 amino acids.